CUCUCUCCCCCGCUAUUUGGGAGUGUCCGCGUUUCUGGAGUAAAGUGUCGUGUCCUCGCUGUGUGGAGCUGAGGGACAAGGGAGAGGUGUUUGCCGUGUUGGAGCAAUUCCUGUGACCUUGGCUCGUGUUCUGAGGGGACAAUGUCCAGCGUGCCAGUGGCUGUGGUGACGGGGUCCAACAAAGGGGUUGGCUUGGCCAUCGUGCGGGCCCUGUGCAAACAAUUCCCGGGGGAUGUGUACCUGACAUCCCGGGAUCCUGGCCGUGGCCAGGCUGCCGUGGCACAGCUCCAGCAGGAGGGGCUGCGGCCGCUUUUCCACCAGCUGGACAUCGAUGACCUGCAGAGCAUCCGAGCGUUCCGGGACUUCCUGAAGGACAAGUAUGGAGGGAUCAACGUGCUGGUGAACAACGCUGGCAUUGCUUUCAAAGUUAAUGACACCACUCCAUUUGCAGUCCAAGCUGAGGUUACACUGAAGACAAACUUUUUUGGAACCAGGAAUGUUUCCACAGAAUUGCUGCCUCUUAUGAAGCCUUAUGGCCGGGUGGUGAAUGUUUCCAGCAUGCAGAGCAGCUUAGCCCUGGGACGCUGCAGUCAGGAGCUCCAGCAGAAAUUUCGCAGUGACACCAUCACCGAGGAUGAGCUGGUGCAGCUCAUGAACAAAUUCGUGGAAGACACCAAGAAAAAUAUCCAUGAGAAGGAGGGUUGGCCAAACACUGCCUAUGGGGUGUCCAAAAUCGGGGUCACUGUCUUGUCCAGGAUCCAAGCCCGGCUGUUAAAUGAGCAAAGGAAAGGUGACCACAUCCUCCUCAAUGCCUGCUGCCCUGGCUGGGUGAGGACAGACAUGGCAGGUCCCAAAGCCACCAAGUCCCCAGAUGAGGGGGCUGAGACCCCUGUUUAUCUGGCCCUUUUGCCUUCCAGUGCUGAUGCUCCUCAUGGCCAAUUUGUCAGUGACAAAACUGUCAAACCCUGGUGAGUUCAGGGAGGUGGGGAUCAAAAGGGGCCUGAGCUCCUUUUCCUGAUUUCCCUCCUAAUUCCAUCAGUGCCAGCCCUUUUCCCACUCCCCUGGGAUGGAUCUCAGACAUAGAGCUGGGAUGAGGAAGCAGGUGCCUUACCUCUCAUCACAGUAGAAUUUUCCAGGAUCCAGAGCUGUUCUGGAGGCUGCACAGGGUUUUCUAAAGAGGAUGGGAUUGUUUUAGAGUUGCUGUGAUCUGUCUGGGGGGAGACUCGAGACCAGAAUCACUGUUGGACAGACAUUCCUUACUGUCAGAACUAAAUGGAAUUAGGUGAAAAUAAAAAUAGCACUGAUCCACCAUUUAUAGCCAAACAUAAUCAGUUGGGGUUAUUAAUAUCUCAAUAAAUAAUUACUCAUUUAUAUUCUGGUACUAAAAACUUAUAAAGCUGGGAAAUAUAUUUUCAUUUUCUGCAGCUACGUUUGUGGCUGGGAUUUGUGAUGUCUGCACUGACUACAGAGAAAAUAAACUACACACCUGA
This is a messenger RNA of Sturnus vulgaris (Common starling), 1490 nucleotides long. RefSeq names its product carbonyl reductase [NADPH] 1-like. The record is from RefSeq and is a predicted model, not a curated record. Gene Ontology annotation, molecular function: carbonyl reductase (NADPH) activity. Lineage: Eukaryota; Metazoa; Chordata; Aves; Passeriformes; Sturnidae.